AGUCUGCGCGCACUUUACAUGAACGCUUGUUGGAACGGUCGUCGGAGUUUUUGUGGCCCUCUUUUGGCAUUUUCUUGUGUCGUCGUACGUUAACAAAAAGAGUUUACUUGCAAAAUAGUGAGUUUUGUUGGUUAUCAAAUUGUGAAAAUCAGCAGACGCUUGAUAUUUCGGGCCAAUUGCAAUAAGGCAUACAUAUGAAGAUGCUUACUUCCAUUAGUCUGUGAGAUGGCGAAAAUCAAUAACAAAGCAAACUGCGAAUAAGGUCAAAAUAAAGCACGCAAAAGCGCUUCAAUUCUGGGUAUUAUUAUUCUGCUCUAAACAGUUUUAUAAAGCGCUGCGUGUCACUGUGUGUGUGAGUGUGAGCCCGCGGGUGUGUCAGUGUGUGUGUGUGUAAACAGAAUAAACGCGCGUGAUUCAUACCUUUAAUACACGGCGACGGCAGACAGGAAAAGUCGUUGGCCAGACAGAGACAGCGAGAGACAAGAGAGUUGUCCGUCCAUUGAACCGCCGACUGCGACUGCAGCAGUGGCAGCAGCAGCAACGCAAUUGCUUCCUGGCAAAACGGCAACAACAACAACACCAACGACAACAUGGACAAAACAAUCUGUGCAAUAGUGGAAUACGAGUAUGCAGCUAAGGAGCCAGAUGAGCUGGAUCUACAGAAGGGUGCCAUCAUACAUCGCAUCAAGCAGAUGCCCGGCGGUUGGUGGCAGGGCACUCUCAAGGCCAACGGCGUUACGGGCAUGUUUCCAGAUAAUUUUGUGCGCGUCUUGGAGCCGAGCAGCAAUGGCAACCACAGCGAUGACAGUGCGGCGGUGCAGCUCAGGGAGAAAUCAGCGACAUCGAAUCGCCGCUGUAAAGUCAUCUACAGUUACACACAAGUCAACGACGACGAACUGACGCUGGCCGUGGGUGAUGUCAUUGAAUUCCUAGGGGAGGUCGAGGAAGGCUGGUGGCGCGGACGUUUGCGCAGCAAAGUUGGCGUUUUUCCUUCAAAUUUUGUGCAACAUAUCGAACCGUCACCGAUAUUGGCCUCCAAACGGCCGCCAACGAUUGGUGCAACGGUCACGACGUCAGCGCUGACAGCCAAGGCGUCCAAUAUUGCAACAGCAACAACGCCAGCAGCGGCGGCAACCACAACAACAACAGCAGCAACAGCUGCUCCUGCGGCAGCAGCAACAACAACGAAACAGCAAACUAAAAGUAGAGUCACGGCAUCAACAGUGGAUGCAACAACAGCAGCAGCAGCAGCGGCGGCGGCUGCGGCAGCUGCCACAGCUGCGGUGCCAACGUUACCACCGAAGCCGCAACGCGACUAUUGCCGCGUCGAGUUUCCCUAUGCGCCGCAGAACGAUGAUGAGCUCGAGCUCAAAGUGGACGACAUCAUCAGUGUCAUCAGCAUGGAGCUGCCCGAUAAGGGCUGGUGGAAGGGUGAACUUCGUGGCAAAGUGGGCGUGUUUCCCGACAACUUUGUCAAGCUGCUUGCGCCCUCCGAUGCGCCUCUGCCACCGCCGCCACGUCCCCGGCCACGAUCACGCUAUGGCAUUGGGGGACCGCAACGCGGCGGCUCUUUCGAGUUCUUGGGCGCUCGUAUGGCCAGCUUUAUCACCACGAUUUUCGCGCCCAUUAACGAACCAGCCGCAGUAACCACGCAGCAGCAGUCACAGCGCAAGAUCAGCAACACGAGCCACAUGACCACAACGAAUGCCAACAACAGCAGCAGCAGCAGCUCGACCACCACGACGGUGACGCAGCAGCAGCAGCAACAACAAAGCAGUGCUUCAACCACAUCGAAGGUUUACAUCAAGAAGACGAGCAACAACAGCAGCAGCUCGUCGACAUCGGCGGGACGCAAAGAGAGUUUCGGAUCGCGCGAUUCCCUCAAUGAUAUACUCAGCGAAACGGGAUUGCCCAUCGGCACUGUGGCCGCCCAGCGUAAAUCGUUGGAGAACAAGAACCUGGAUCUAAGCAAACUGCCCGGCAACAAGCAAAGCAGCAACACAACCUCAACAGCAACAACAAUAACAACAGCAACAUCAGCAACAACUAACAAUACUUCAACGUAUGCAGAACUGCGCAAGAGCCUGGACAAUAUGGAUGAAAAGAUCAAGUCACCGCCACCGCCGGUGCUUGGCAAAAAGCCCAGUGUGCCGCUUAAGAAAACGCCCACGGGCAAUGUCACAGGUCACAUUCUGAGCGGUGGCAUUAAGAAAAAGAGCGGAGCGGACAGCAAACUAACCAGCGCCAUGUCGCAUGAUGUUUCCGAUGGUUUGGCUGGCAGUAAAUUGAUUGGAGGACAAUUGCCGGAUGCUGGAGUUGCAGGCAAUGUGGUGAUGCGACGUGCUGCAACAAUUGCUGUGGAGGACACGGACUUUGAUCGCGUGGAACGCGGUUCGAUACUGCAGGAUAUGCGUGCUGGUCGCGUCAAGGCGCCUAAACGUCGUCCGCCCUCGGCGGCAAUCAAUGUGCUCGGCGAGAGCAACAACAAUUCGGUGUAUGUCAAUGGCAGCGGCAUGGCGAGCAGUGCCAGUGAGCUGAGCGAAGAUGGUGGCCAAGGCAAGCAGGCGACUGCUUCCUCGGAUGACAAUUCAACGGGCGAGGAGCCGCAGUUGGUGAAGCCCAAGCCAAGGGAUUGGGAGAAGCAAAAGGCGCCGUGGAUGGAGGAGUUGAAGGCUUCGCAAGUGGGACGCAAGAAGACCUCACCGAAUGUGGAGCCACGUGGUGGCGCUGUCUCUGUGGCUGAGCGCACUUCCAAGCUGUUUGCCAGCGAACAGGUGACGGCGACAUCCAGUGUGUUUACCACCAGCGCCACCAGCAGCACCACUAACAACACCACAACUAGCAGCAACAGUAGCAGCAGCACGAGCAAUGCGACAACAGCAACACGUGUGCAAUCGAGUGCGGUGACCUCUUCGAGCAUUAUGCAACAGUCGAUGAUUGUGGAGAGCAGCAGCAGCAGCAGCAGCCAAAGGAAAGAGUCCAACAGCAGCAGCAGCAGCAGUCAAAUCAUCAGCACCAGCAACAGCAAUCACAACGAUGCCAUCAUGUCAAAGAGUAUGUCAGCAGCCAAGCUGACAAACCCAACAGCAGCAGCAGCUCCAACACCAGCUUCGGCAGCUGCCAGCAGCGAUGAGGAGUCACGUGUGGUGCGACCAAACAGUCUGUCGAUACGCAAUCGCAGCGUUUCGCCGCUCGUGAAGACCACGAACGAGAAGAGCAACAAUCUGAGUGCUCACGAUGGUUCAACUCAAAUGCAAAACAAUCAUCAUCAGGCAGCAGGAGCAGCAGGAGCAGGAGCAGAGUCAACGCCACGAGUGCAACAGCUCGAGGGUCGUGUGGACAAGUUGGAGGCGAUGGUGCUGACGCAACAGCGCACGAUCGAGGAGCUUGUGCGAACGCUGCGCGAGGAGACGGAGCGUGUGAAGGUGCUGCGAGGCGAACUGGAUAAAUAUGCGCAGUGCGUGACGCAAGUUUGAAGCAACAACAACAACAACUAACAAC
Messenger RNA from Drosophila sulfurigaster albostrigata, 3501 nucleotides. RefSeq lists its product as uncharacterized. The transcript has 8 exons. Gene Ontology annotation, molecular function: protein binding. The record is from RefSeq and is a predicted model, not a curated record. Lineage: Eukaryota; Metazoa; Arthropoda; Insecta; Diptera; Drosophilidae. Bases 591 to 3476 code for a protein of 961 amino acids.